This is a messenger RNA of Myotis brandtii (Brandt's bat), 2443 nucleotides long. RefSeq names its product MAD1 mitotic arrest deficient-like 1 (yeast) (gene MAD1L1). NCBI's taxonomy places the organism in Eukaryota, Metazoa, Chordata, Mammalia, Chiroptera, Vespertilionidae. Gene Ontology annotation, cellular component: nuclear envelope; kinetochore; mitotic spindle. The coding region runs from base 11 to 2443 and encodes 810 amino acids. Gene Ontology annotation, biological process: attachment of mitotic spindle microtubules to kinetochore; mitotic spindle assembly checkpoint signaling. The transcript is spliced from 20 exons. The record is from RefSeq and is a predicted model, not a curated record.
AGGCGUGGCCAUGGAGGACCUGGGGGAAAACACCACGGUCCUGUCCUCCCUGAGGUCCUUGAACAACUUCAUCUCUCAGCGCGUGGAUGGAGGAGCGGGCCUGGAUGCUGCGGCCUCGGCCCCAGGGUCCCUGCAGAUGCAGUACCAGCAGAGCAUGCAGCUGGAAGAGCGGGCGGAGCAGAUCCGGUCCAAGUCUCACAUCAUCCAGGUGGAGCGGGAGAAGAUGCAGAUGCAGCUGAGUCACAAGAGAGCUCGCGUGGAGCUGGAGCGAGCGGCCAGCACCAGCGCCCGGAGCUAUGAGCGUGAGGUGGAUCGCAACCAGGAGCUCCUGACCCGGAUUCGGCAGCUCCAGGACCGCGAGGCGGAGGCGGAGGAGAAGAUGAAGGAGCAGCUGGAGCACCACCGGCAGUGCAAGCAGAGCCUGGACGCCGCCAACAAGAGGCUGCGGGAGAAGGAGGACGGCCUGGCCGAGGCCGGCGAGACCAUCAGCGAGUUAAAGGGCAGGAUCUCGGAGCUGCAGUGGAGUGUCAUGAACCAGGAGAUGCAGGUGAAGGGCCUGGAGUCCGAGAAGCAGGAGCUGCAGGAGCAGCUGGAUCUGCAGCUCAGAAAAUGGCAGGAAGCUAAUCAGAAGAUUCAGGAACUCCAGGCUGGCCAAGAAGCCAGGGCAGAGCAGGAGCAGAAAAUCAAGGAUUUGGAGCAGAAGCUGUUCCUGCAGGAGCAGGAUUCUGCGAUUGUGAAGAACAUGAAGUCUGAGCUGGUGCGGUUGCCCAAGAUGGAGCGGGAGCUGAAGCAGCUGAAGGAGGAGAAUGCCUACCUGCGGGAGAUGCGAGAGACCAACGGGCUGCUCAGGGAAGAAGUGGAGGGGCUGCAACGGAAGCUGAGCCGUCAGGAGAAGAUGCAGGAAAAUUUGGUUGACCUGGAGCUGGAGAAGGAGAGGCUGCUGGCAAAGCUGCAGAGCUGGGAGAGACUGGACCAGACCACGGGCUUGAGCAUCAGGUCCCCGGAAGACCUCUCCCGGUUCAUCGUGGAGCUGCAGCAGCGGGAGCUGGCUCUGAAGGACAGGAAUGGCUCCAUCACCAGCAGCGUCCGGGAGCUGGACAAGGUCAGGCAGCAGCUGCAGGAGGAGGUCCGCCAGGUCAGCGCUCAGCUGCUGGAGGAGAGGAAGAAGCGCGAGACGCACGAGGCGCUGGCCCGCAGGCUGCAGAAGCGGGUCCUGCUGCUGACCAAGGAGCGGGACGGCAUGCGCGCCAUCCUGGGGUCCUACGACAGUGAGCUGACCCCGGCCGAGUACUCGCCCCAGCUGACCCGACGGAUGCGCGAGGCCGAGGACAUGGUGCAGAAAGUGCACGCCCACAGCUCGGAGAUGGAGGCUCAGCUGUCACAGGCGCUGGAGGAGCUGGGCAGCCAGAAGCAGAGAGCAGAUAUGCUGGAGAUGGAGCUGAAGGUGCUGCAGGCCCAGGCGGGCCCCGCCGAGCAGAGCGUCCUGCUGUCCCGGGAGGAGGCGAGCGAGCUCAGGAUGAAGGUGGAGGAGCUGGAAGGGGAGCGCAGCCGCCUGGAGGAGGACAAGCGGAGGCUGGAGGAGCAGCUGGAGCACCUCACCCUGCAGGGCGACUACGACCAGAGCAAGACCAAAGUGCUGCACCUGAGCGCAAACCCGGCCCGCGAGGCGCAGCAGAGCCGCCGCCAGGACCAGGCGCGGCUGCACCGCGGCCCCACUCGGGACCUGGACCCCGCCUGCUGCUCCUUCGGCCGUUCCUCACAGACGCCCCUUGUCCCUCCCUCCCUGUCCCUGUCCCUCACCAUGACGUGCAGGGGGCAGGCUGACUCAACCCUGCGGGACCAGACGAGGCAGCCACGCCGCGGGACCGCGGUUCAACCUGGGGAACUGCCGUCCCUGUCACGUGGGGUCCUGGGACUCAGCCCACAGGGAGGGCAGGACUCGAAUCGGGCUGACCACUCCGAGCCUGGCUCGCCUGGAGGCUCCCGGCCCAGCCCAGGCAGGGGCCUGGCAUCGACAAUGGCACGGUGUUCCGUGGGCCAGCCUCGCUUGUUAGCGGGGACAGAGCAAGGUCUACUGCGGGAAGGACCUAUGUGGAUCCGUGAGCUGAGGAAGCAGGUGGAGAGCGCGGAGCUGCGGAACCAGCGGCUGAAGGAGGUCUUCCAGGCCAAGGUACAGGAGUUCCGCAAAGUCUGCUACACGCUCACCGGCUACCAGGUGGACAUCACGCGGGAGAGCCAGUACCGGCUGACCUCCAUGUACGCCGAGCGCCAGGACGACUGCCUGGUCUUCAAGGCCACGGGGCCACCAGCCUUCCCUCUGUCCUUGCCAGGGUCACCGCCCAGUCCUGAAGGCGGGAUCCCGGGCCGUUCGGGGGGCGUUCGCAGGGGUUCUGCCCGGGUCUCCCUGCGGCUGGGCCACAGGGCCGUCUCCGCCGUGUGCUGA